Molecule: messenger RNA, 2138 nt
Organism: Eublepharis macularius
Lineage: Eukaryota; Metazoa; Chordata; Lepidosauria; Squamata; Eublepharidae
Gene: HSF2
Product: heat shock transcription factor 2
Exons: 13
Coding region: 73-1743 (556 amino acids)
Biological process (GO): regulation of DNA-templated transcription
Molecular function (GO): sequence-specific DNA binding; DNA-binding transcription factor activity
Source: RefSeq, a predicted model, not a curated record
CGCGCGGGGCGGGUGUUCGCGGAGGAAGGAGGCGGCGGCCGACGAGGCUGCCUGGCCUCGUUUAGAACGAUAAUGAAACAGCAACCGGCUGCGGCCGCUAUGACAACCAGCCCCGCUAGCGCCGGCAACGCCGUUCCGGCCUUUCUCAGUAAGCUGUGGGCGCUGGUGGGAGACGCACCAAGCAAUCAGCUUAUCACCUGGAGCCAGAAUGGCCAGAGUUUCCUUGUAUUGGAUGAACAGAGGUUUGCAAAAGAGAUUCUUCCGAAGUACUUCAAGCACAACAACAUGGCAAGCUUCGUGAGACAAUUAAAUAUGUACGGUUUCCGUAAGGUAGUCCAUGUUGACUCUGGUAUUGUCAAAUUGGAGCGGGAUGGCCCUGUUGAGUUCCAGCACCCUUAUUUCAAGCAGGGACGGGAGGAUUUAUUAGAACUCAUUAAAAGAAAGGUUUCUUCUUCAAGACCAGAGGAAAACAAAAUUCGUCAGGAAGACCUAUCUAAAAUCAUAAGUAGCGCUCAGAAAGUUCAAAUUAAACAAGAGACUAUUGAAUCCAGACUCUCUGCUCUGAAAAGAGAAAAUGAAUCUCUUUGGCGUGAAGUAGCAGAACUGAGAGCAAAACAUUUGCAGCAGCAACAAGUUAUUCGCAAGAUUGUACAGUUCAUUGUUACCCUUGUUCAGAAUAACCAGCUUGUAAGUUUAAAACGCAAGCGCCCAUUGCUUCUGAAUACCAAUGGGGCUCCAAAGUCCAACUUGUUCCAGCAUAUAGUCAAAGAACCUGCAGAAAACAAACAUCACGUACCACUCAACAGGACCGAUAGUUUAAAGCAAAGAGAACAGUUAUUAGAGGAUAUAAUUAUUUAUGAUAUCACUGAUGAUGUUGGUGAUGAAGAAAAAGCUCCAGUUACACCAGAAACCAGUGAGGACAUGGCUUCAGAUUCAAACUGUAGCCAUUCUCCUGAUAUUGUAAUAGUAGAAGAUGACAAUGAGGAUGACUACGGUCCUAUAAUUCAAGAAAAUACAAAUACUGCAUCAGUAACUGUUCCAGCCAGUGGUUCUGUCAGUCCUUCCACUGAUGGUUCAAGUCCAUUAAUGUCCAGUGCUGUGCAGUUAAACAGCCAGUCAGCCUUAACUGCCGAAGAUCCAGUCUCAAUGAUGGAUUCUAUACUCAGUGAGAAUGGUGUGAUUUCACAAAAUAUCAAUCUUCUGGGAAAGGUUGAGCUUCUCGACUACCUUGAGAGCAUUGAUUGCAGUUUAGAGGACUUCCAGGCCAUGCUCUCAGGACGGCAGUUCAGCAUAGACCCAGAUCUUCUAGUAGAUCUUUUUUCAAGUUCCGUGCAGAUGAAUCCUACAGGUCAUAUCAGUAGUACAAAAUUGGAGACAAAGGGAAUUGAAACUAUGAAAACAAAUGGCAGUCACCCAGCUAAUCAAGAUGUGCCUGAUUGUACCUCCAAAUCAGAUAAACAACUUGUUCAGUAUACUGCCUUCCCCCUUCUUGCAUUCCUUGAUGGAAAUCCCAACUCCGCAGUAGAAAGUGCAAAUUCCACAUCUGAAGCGGCAUCUUCUGUAGAUAAACCAUUAGAAGUAGAUGAACUCCUAGAAAGUAGUCUAGAUCCUCAGCCAACCCAAAGCAAACUCGUCCGCCUGGAACCGUUGACGGAAGCAGAAGCCAAUGAAGCCACUCUAUUUUAUCUGUGUGAACUUGCUCCUGUGCCAAUGGACACUGAUAUGCCACUACUGAACAACUAACACAAGAGAUGACACACAUUAUUUAUUUAGACUAUCUUUUGUAAAUGGCGUUUGGUGAGAGCAUAUAAUGUGGAACCCAGAACAGCUAAUUCUAUAUCCCACCAAUUCAGAGCAGUUCAAGUGUUUAUACAAACCCAGUUUGUUCACAUUAGUACACUUUUAGUGCCGUCUAUUUGGAACUAUAUGUAUUCUGAAUAUACCAGGUAAUCAAAUAUGCUCUAUUAACCUGUUACGGUUUUCUUGUUUGCUUUUGGUCCUAAUGUAAGAUUGAUUCAAGUAAUUCAUUAGUGUACUGUGGGGGGGAGGGGGUGACAUAGCACUCCAGUUUUAUUCUCCUGUACUUUGUUUUUCUAUUUUUACAACUUUGUUUAAAUAAAACUGUUAGGGGACCAGAA